Molecule: messenger RNA, 3980 nt
Organism: Sinocyclocheilus rhinocerous
Lineage: Eukaryota; Metazoa; Chordata; Actinopteri; Cypriniformes; Cyprinidae
Product: tubby protein homolog
Exons: 12
Coding region: 330-1835 (501 amino acids)
Biological process (GO): protein localization to cilium
Cellular component (GO): cilium
Source: RefSeq, a predicted model, not a curated record
ACACAGACGAUGACGAGAGACUCACAGUGAAGGUGAACGGAAGAAUAAAGCACGAGGGAUUGUGAACAAACAGAAAGAAAACAGCACAUGCCGAGGGAACUGGAGUCCCAGCGAGGCAGCUGAGUCCGGCUCACGAUGAAAAGGAUCCGUUGCGGACUGCAGGCAGGAGCUAUGUGAAUGGAAGAGACUGUAGAUCUGUAGAUAGCGGAGACAGAAGUGCAGGGGAUGGUUGGGCUGCAUGGGCUCUGUUGUUGGCAUCGCUGCUGCUGUCCUACUCUGCUGCCGCUACCCUUCCCCCUGCACUCUGAACCCCUUCAACACACACAGAUAUGAGCUCCAAACACUCGUCUGACUGGAUCCCUUACAGCACCUUGGAUGAUGAGGGCACGAACCUGCGACAACAGAAGCUGGACAGACAGCGAGCUUUAUUGGAACAGAAGCAGAAAAAGAAACGUCAGGAGCCCCUGAUGGUGCAGUCUAAUCUGGACGGGCGGUCUCGAGUGCGCAGGACCCGGCAGUCGGAGGAACAGGCUCCCCUUGUGGAGAGCUACCUCAGCGGCAACAGCAGCAUCAUCUACCACGUACAAGAAGCGGAACAGGAAGAAGUUAAAGCCGUAGCAGAGGUUCAGGCCCCUCGCUCGGCUAAAAAAACCAAGCCGCCUACUCCUCAGACUGGCAGCGCCAAGAAGGAGAAAAAGGGCAAGCACAAAGGAAUUGAUGGGCCCGCUGCCUUCCAGGAUGAGGGUCAGGAGCUGGGCAACCAGAUUCAGAUCCUGACAGUGGGCCACUCACCUGCCCAGGAGAGCGAGGCAGAGGGCCAGGGUGAGGCAGUGGGCAACACACAGUCACAGGGCAAACAGGACCUACGGGUCACCAUGCUGAAGAAAGGAAUCUCCAGUAGCAUGAACUUUGAUGAAGACGAUGAUGAAGAUGAUUUGGUCAGCUCAAGUUCAUCUCAGCUCAACAGCAACACAAGACCUGGAUCUGCCACCAGCAAAAAGUCCAGCAAGGAGGCGACCUCAGCUUCCUCCCCAUUGGCCAAUGAACCAUCCAUCGACGUGGAUGACCUGGAGGAGUUCACUCUCAGACCCGCACCCCAAGGGGUGACUGUGAAAUGCCGGAUCACACGGGAUAAGAAGGGCAUGGACAGGGGCAUGUACCCCACUUACUACCUCCAUCUGGAGAGAGAGGAUGGCAAGAAGGUUUUCCUUUUAGCCGGGAGGAAGAGAAAGAAGAGCAAAACAUCCAAUUACCUCAUCUCCAUCGACCCUACUGACCUAUCACGAGGCGGCGAGAGCUUUAUUGGCAAACUGAGAUCGAACCUUAUGGGUACCAAGUUUACGGUAUAUGACAGCGGUGUGAACCCAGUCAAGACCACCUCCAGCCUAGAAGCAGGGAAUCUAAGACAGGAGCUUGCCGCAAUCUGCUACGAAACUAAUGUUUUAGGGUUCAAGGGGCCUCGAAAGAUGAGUGUCAUUAUUCCUGGAAUGAACAUGGACCAUGAAAGAGUCUCCAUAAGGCCUCGAAAUGACCAUGAGUCUCUACUGGCUCGAUGGCAGAACAAAAGCACUGAGAGUGUGAUAGAGCUUCACAACAAGACGCCUGUGUGGAACGAUGAUACGCAAUCAUAUGUGCUCAACUUCCAUGGCAGGGUCACCCAAGCAUCUGUCAAAAAUUUUCAGAUCAUUCAUGACAAUGACCCGGAUUACAUUGUGAUGCAGUUUGGUCGUGUGGCAGAGGACGUCUUCACAAUGGACUACAACUACCCCAUGUGUGCCCUGCAGGCGUUUGCUAUUGCUCUGUCCAGUUUUGACAGCAAGCUAGCCUGUGAGUAACUCAUCUCUCUCUGCCAGCCACAAGCUCAAAAGGACCCAGCCAGACUGCUUUACAAUCCCAAUCACUGAGUAAAGGGCUGCAGUGAACUCCAAAGCAGCAGGGUCCCUCUCUCAAGAUCCUCCUUUGGAGGCAUGAAUGCGUAUUGAGUUUGUCUUCUUGUGUGAAUGUGCGUGAGCAAAGUGGCAUUUCCGCUUUUUUAAAAAAGGGCAUCACAGUUGGGGGAAAGCACAAAGACUUCAAAGCUCAAACUGGGAAGAUUAAUAAGAAGAGGAUGCAUUCAUUUGAAUCGACAGUCAAAAAUCUCCUACUCGCUUUCUUUACUUAACCGUCAAGGUAAAACUAACAUUUUGCUAAUGUUAAAAGAAGGAUCUUUUACAGUAGUACUUUUGUCCCUAAGAUUAAAAACGAUCGUUUCAUUUUUCCAUGGUCAUAAUUCUAAAAGAAUUAAUGUUCACUAACCAAUCAAUUAUGAGUUUUCACAAGAAAUAUAACAUGUAGCUGUGAUAUAACAGUUUGGGUAUUUGAUUUAAUGGACUUUUGUAAAUGACUUUCAUAUGUGACAUUUCUUCAGUUAUACAUGUCACUUGUGUCAUUCAUCAUGCCAUUUAAAUAUGUAACGUAUCAAUUCAUGCUUCACAAGGACUCCAAAGCCAGUAUGAAGUAUGACAGUCUGACAUAUUUAACCACUAUUUAUGUAUUUAUAGAUUUCCAUACCAUCUGCUGAUUGUGUCUUACCCCAUAAUUCACUGUGUUUCAAGCACAAAGCUUGACCAAGGUGCCUUCACAUUCGAGCUUUUGGUGCGGAUUUCCUACAAUUCAACUGAUGAAUGUGUGACAAUUCCACAAAAUAGAUGUAAUCAUUAUGACUUUGUGUCCUCCUGGAUGGUUUACAUACAGAUUUAAGAGGACAUGAGAUCCAAAAAUGGCUUUUAUAUCAUUAGAACAAACCAAAAUGAAUGGUUUACCAUAUCCAGGUCCACACCAGUAGCUCUAGUGUGAAAGCACCUGAAGUCCUACAUGGUGGAAGAAGUGUGUACUAAGUCAUUUUACGUGAGGGUCAAUAUCAGGGUAAGUACAUUAUCAUCUCAUACUGACCCGCUACGUUUGUAGGGGAAUGUACUGAGCACUUUAUUUAGAGAUUAAUGGUGGAAAGCUGUAAAUAUCGUGCCUUUGGACGAAACACUUGUGAUGCUUGAAGUUGGUAAGAUGCUACAUUGUUUUCUUCAGCCAGUGUUGUUUGUCAUGCAGGUCUUUUUAAGCUUCUGUCUUUGUUCUUGAAAACAACCUGUAUUUUUCCAGUAUACUAGACUGUAGCUUUCCAGAAAGAUCAGCUUUAGUUUCCUGCUUGUGGAGUAGCUGAUUUUCCAGAACAGAGUCACUACAGUGAGUAAGUACGUUUACAUGCACUUUUAAAAUUUUGAUUUCUGUCUGCCUACAUUAAUAAUUUGUCAUGGAAACACUUUAGUCCAGUUGAAAUUGCACUGGUCAGAUGUUGCAAAGUUUGACUACCAGAACUUGAUAAAGGGAUUGAAGCUUGAUUAUAACUGUGCAUGUAAACAUACUCAGCAACACAGUUUGUUCAAGUCAUCUAUGAAAUCUGCUGCAUGAGGGUAGUUGUGAAAAUGGGGAAUAAACAAAGCGUCCAAGUGGAAUUUACACAAAACUCAAAUCAUCAUCUUUAAUUGUACUAUAGCUUGUACACUUCUGUCUUUGCUAAACAGUGCUCCUGAUUAAUGAAGAAAGGAAAUAAGUGAAGUUGUAUUAUCAGUGUGGCAAUUUAGUUAAAAAAAAAUCUUGAUACAAAAACCUGCUGUACUUUAAAGCCAAACUAUUCUUUAAAGUGUUGUAGAAAUCUUCAGAUGGCCACACAGAUUUACUAGAUCUGCUCUAUAAUGCAUUAGCAUGAUUUGUAGUUUUAUUUUUAUCUUACUAUUUUUCAUUUCAGUCAAAUGUCACAGCAAAGUCUUCAAAAAUGUUGUCAUUGUCUAAAAUCUAGAACGUUAAUGUUGAAUGAAUGUGUUUUUAAGAAAUUAAUCUAUCAUAAUUGUGUUUCCUGCUGAGAGCCCCUUUGGUUUAAUGUGAAAAAUUUAUGUUUGUUUCCAUCACACAGAACAUUCUUAAUUGCACAACACUGCAUUUUAAGU